This is a messenger RNA of Thyridium curvatum, 480 nucleotides long. RefSeq lists its product as uncharacterized. Gene Ontology annotation, biological process: carbohydrate metabolic process. Lineage: Eukaryota; Fungi; Ascomycota; Sordariomycetes; Thyridiales; Thyridiaceae. The record is from RefSeq and is a predicted model, not a curated record. Gene Ontology annotation, molecular function: polygalacturonase activity. The transcript is spliced from 4 exons. The coding region runs from base 1 to 480 and encodes 159 amino acids.
AUGCAACUAGACUGUGUUGCAUUCAAGCCCAACAGCACCAACAUUGUCGUCCAAAAUUUAGAAUGCAUUGGCAGCCACGGCACCAGUGUCGGUUCGCUUGGUCAGCAUGCCAAUAUGGCCGAUAUCGUCGAGAAUCUUUACAUCUACAACAUCAGUAUGACCAAGGCGAGCGACGGUGCAAGGAUCAAGGUCUGGCCUGGUGUCCAAACUACCUUCCAGACCCAGCUCAACAGCGGUGGUGGCCUUGGAAGAAAUGCGAUCACUAUCUCGCAGUGCUAUGGAUCCAAAAACCAAACGGUUUGCCAGCAGCAUCCCGCCAACCUGACCAUCGAGGACAUCACAAUUAAGAACAUGGACGGCUACACCUCAGCCAAGAACGACCCCAAAGCCGGUUCACUAGUCUGCAGUGCACCAGAUAGAUGCCACAACAUCCGGGCUGAGAACAUCACUGUCCAGGUUCCUAGCGGCAAGACUCCGUAG